AUGCAGGAGCUACGCCAUAGGGUCCAGAACCUGGAACGACAACUAGCCGAUCAGGAGCAUGAUCGACGAACCACCGAUCCUAGCUACUCCCCAUCCCCUGAAAGCCGGGAGAGAGAUUCCCACCGGAGUCACCCCCGGCAAGCCUCCGAUUCCAGAACGGAAGCGGAAAGCACCCGAGAAGAUUCGCCCAUCCCGAGAAGACGAAAUGACACAAUCAUCUACUCCCGAGGCAAGGAAACACAUCCCACGGGACGAGAUCGCGAGGAUGGAGAAGGGAGGCCUGUGAGGACAUGGCGCCCCGUGAUAAUGGGCGCCACCCCGUUCCAUCGGUCCAUCCUCGAGGUCCGGUUGCCUAAGCACUUCGACAAACCAACGGACAUGAGGUACGAUGGAACCCAAGACCCUCUGGAACACCUCACGGCCUUUGAGGCUAGAAUGAAUCUGGAGGGAGUAGGAGACGAGGUGAGGUGCCGGGCCUUCCCGGUCACCCUGGCAGGACCUGCGAUCCGAUGGUUUAACGGCCUCCUGCAGGGAUCCAUCUAUGGGUUUUCGGACAUCAGCCAUGCCUUCUUAGCUCAAUUCACAACACGAAUAGCAAAGACAAAGCACCCAAUCAACUUGCUCGGGAUAAUCCAAAGGCCCGGGAAGCCGACCAGAAAAUACCUGGACUGGUUCAACGACGAAUGCUUAGAAAUUGACGGCCUAACCGACUCGGUGGCCAGCCUCUGUCUGACGAACGUCCUCCUCAACGAGGACUUCCGAAAACACCUCACCAAGAAAUCGGUUUGGACGAUGCACGAGAUCCAAACGGUAGCUAAGGAAUACAUAAAUGACGAGGAAGUCAGCCAGGUCGUGGCUGCCAAUAAACGACACUCCGGCUACAAUCAACCUAGGCAACAAAGUAACAGAGAGAGACAGAAAGAGCAAGGCAGAGAGGGAGGGCCGAGCAAGGCACCCAGACUGUUUCCCCGGAUCAGAAAAUUCACCAAUUACACUCCACUCACUCUCCCCAUCAUGGAAGUUUACCAGCAAAUAGCCGAGAAAGAAAUCUUGUCGAAGCCCCGACCACUCAAGGACCGUACGGGGGAAAACAAGAGCUUCUACUGUGACUACCACAAGGGCUUUGGGCACCAAACACAGGACUGCUUUGACCUGAAGGAUGCACUAGAGCAAGCGAUAAGGGACGGUAAACUAACAGAAUUCUCCCAUCUUAUAAGGGAGCCGAGGAGGCGACAUCGCGACCAAGACGAGGAAGGCAAGACCCGGUCGGCAAAGCGGCGACAAGAGCCAAAAAACAAAGACCACGGUCUCACCGUGAUAAACGUAGUAACCGCCAAAAACACCACACCGAGGUCGAGAUCGGCGCACAAGAAAGACGCCAAGGUCCUGGCGGUCUCCUCCUCGCCGAUGCGAAGCUCUAAGAAGCCCCCAUCUAUCUCUUUCGGCCCGGAAGAUCAGUGGUUUGACGAGGCCCCUGAAAAUCCACCCAUGGUCAUCACGGCCAGAGUGGAAACUGGCCUCGUCAAAUGA
Molecule: messenger RNA, 1530 nt
Organism: Arachis duranensis
Lineage: Eukaryota; Viridiplantae; Streptophyta; Magnoliopsida; Fabales; Fabaceae
Exons: 1
Coding region: 1-1530 (509 amino acids)
Source: RefSeq, a predicted model, not a curated record